CAAGGACCGCGGAUUUAGGUCGCCUUGAAUAAGCAAGCGUAAUUUUUACGCAAGGCUAACGUUAGAAUCAACAGGACGUAUUCACGAUUUUUCGUUGCUAGGCCAAGAUCUAAGAACAGCAGACGACAGCUGUGCUGAUUCGUAUUCCACAAUGGCAUCGAAUCCAGUUAAUGUUCAUUUGCUACAUGCCGCAAAUAAUUCUGAUGGUUUGUCUCAAUCUCCUGCACUGUCAGCUCAAGCCAUUAAUACUAUCCAUGACCAGGAAUGUAGUGGAACACCGCUUAAUACACCAUGGAGUUGGUUUCUAGAUAAAACUGUUCGCGGAGUUUCUGCCGCAGAAUACGAAGCAAAUUUGAAAAAAAUUUACACUUUCUCUAAAGCAGAGACCUUCUGGUCUGUUUACCAUAAUAUCCCUUCAGUUGCAGAAAUUCAGAUGAGGUACAGUUAUCAUCUGAUGAGAGAGGAAAGACGUCCACUGUGGGAGGAGCCUUAUAACCGUAAUGGUGGCACUUGGAAGAUAAAAUGCUUCAAACCAGACACAGUGACUAUCUGGAGAGAAUUGCUACUUGCAGCUAUUGGAGAACAGUUCACAAAUUUUGUGGAUCCUGAAGAUGACAUCUGUGGAGUGUCUGUAUCUGUCAGAGAAAGGGAUGACAUUGUCCAGGUCUGGAAUGUGGACAGCACAAAAGCAGACAAAGCCAAAAUUGUUCAGAAGAUUCAAGAGCUAUGCCCCAAUAUUGAGUUUCAGGCAGUCUUUUACAAGCCUCAUCAGACUCACCAUGCAUAUGAGGGAGUCAAACAUUAAAGAAGCCCAUAUGCUGCCACGCAUACAAUUAUGGUGGGGAAUGUGCUACUUCGCAGCACUUAUUGCGCCACACAUUUCCCAUCUAUCUUUAUUGAGUUCUUUAGAUAUUGCGUCAUAUUUUGUUUCUAAUGGUUUAAAAGGAAUCGUUCCCAUUAGGGUAAGGGUAGUACGCAACGGGCAAACUGUUACCCCCUUAAGUUGAUCCGUUUUAUCUUUGAAAGAGUAUACCUGUACAUUGAACGAAAUUGGCCAUAUAUGUGUAAAUACGAAUCAAAUACACGCGGUAAAA
This is a messenger RNA of Daphnia carinata, 1094 nucleotides long. Its product is annotated as eukaryotic translation initiation factor 4E type 3-like. The record is from RefSeq and is a predicted model, not a curated record. Gene Ontology annotation, molecular function: RNA 7-methylguanosine cap binding; translation initiation factor activity. Gene Ontology annotation, biological process: translational initiation. Bases 152 to 805 code for a protein of 217 amino acids. NCBI's taxonomy places the organism in Eukaryota, Metazoa, Arthropoda, Branchiopoda, Diplostraca, Daphniidae. Gene Ontology annotation, cellular component: eukaryotic translation initiation factor 4F complex. The transcript is spliced from 5 exons.